Molecule: messenger RNA, 1059 nt
Organism: Helobdella robusta
Lineage: Eukaryota; Metazoa; Annelida; Clitellata; Rhynchobdellida; Glossiphoniidae
Exons: 5
Coding region: 1-1059 (352 amino acids)
Source: RefSeq, a predicted model, not a curated record
AUGUCUGUCGUAAUUAAUGAAGUUUUGUACUUCUUAAUUAAUAAAUUUGAUUUGCUGGACAAAGAAAGUUUCAUUUAUAAUGUUCCUGAAUUUUACACACUCGAAGAUAUUUCUGGUGCUGUUAAAUUGUUAAAAAAUGAUUAUGAAGCUGUUAAAGAUGAAAUCUGUGAAAAAUUCACAACGCAGGAUACUAAGAAAAAAGAUAAAUUACUGUGUUGUAUUUCUAUUUUGAAGUGUCUUAAAACUCAUGGCUUAAUGGAUAAAUGUCCCGUAUAUGAGUGGAGGCCAUUUCCUGCCAUCCAGCGUUCAAAAAGUCCGUUGAACCCAAUCCUAAAAUACGAAUCAGUCCAAAUCCUUCAGGUUAUGCGUCAACAGCAAAUUUACCGACAUAGUAAAAAACAUCGACUAAUGGCCAAUUCAGGUCAAGUAUCUCAUGUCUCUAGAAUCAUUUUCAGUGAUAUAUCGGGUCACCUACAUAUAUUUACAAUAGCUGAAGAAAAAGUAUCAGAUGUUGAGGUUGAGGUGGUAGAUAAGUUAUAUUUUUCUAGGCGAAACCUGGAAAAGGUUAAUAACCAGAUGUUAGCCCUUGAUUGGUCGGCUGUCUUUGCUUCAGCUGACGUCAAUAUUGCUGUUAACAUAUUUCUGAAAUAUGUUACCUCUACCAUUUCUAAAUUCUGUCUUAAAACUCAAGUCACUAAGAAAAAAUUCAAAAAACCAUGGUUCACAAAUGAGCUACUGAAAUUGCCUAAACUUAAAAAUAAUCUUCACAAGGAAUUUUUAAAAAAUCCAACUGAUUUUAAUAAGCAAUUCUUUAUUAUCAAGAGCCGAUUUGCUAACGGUAGGUUGACUAUCAUACUAUUCUGCGUUGCAUUCUUUUUUGCAAAUAUUCCAAAUCUCAAAUCAGUCAUAAAUGAAAACAAAUUUAACAAUAACGAUUCGGUUGCUAUCUUCAUACAGUUCUCCAUAGCCAAAACCGCCAUGUACAUUGUCAAAACCAUCUGUUUUUUCUCUAACGAGGCCAUUGACAUCGCCUCCAAUCAAGAAUGUUUCACAUUUUAG